ACUAUAUCAGGCAAGAUCGACGAAGGUCCGACCAGGUCCAGCACUAAUCCGUCGGUUCCAGGCUUCAAACAGGUACAACUAACUUCACUAACUUCACCUACAACUGUAACAACUUCAACAAUCCCAACAUCAACACGACAACAACGCCCUCACACCAAUUUCCAACGGUCGCUCAAGCUCAGUGAUUUCGAUCCGAAUUCUUUUACAUAAGGCGACCCAUAUAAUCGAGCUAUUUAUCAGCUUCUACCAAAGGCCUCCAUUCUGACACAAACAAGAGCUGCCCAGCUACACCUCCAUCAUGGCUUCUAGGAAGAAGGUCCUCUUGAAGGUUAUUAUACUCGGCGACAGCGGUGUUGGCAAGACAAGUUUGAUGAAUCAAUAUGUCAACAGAAAGUUCAGCGCCAGUUACAAAGCUACCAUCGGUGCCGAUUUCCUUACCCGAGAGGUCCUAGUUGACGAUCGACAAGUUACGAUGCAGCUUUGGGAUACAGCCGGUCAGGAACGUUUCCAAUCCUUAGGUGUCGCAUUCUACCGAGGUGCCGAUUGCUGCGUGCUGGUAUUCGACGUCAAUAACUCUAAGAGUUUCGAUGCGCUGGAUAGCUGGAGAGACGAAUUUUUAAUUCAAGCUUCUCCUCGGGACCCUGAGAACUUCCCAUUCGUUGUGCUUGGAAACAAGAUUGAUGUUGAGGAGAGCAAGCGAGUCAUCUCAAGUAAGAGAGCUGCUACUUUCUGCCACUCAAAGGGCGACAUUCCCUAUUUCGAGACUAGUGCCAAGGAAGCCGUAAAUGUCGAGGAAGCUUUCGAAGUUAUUGCACGAAAUGCGCUGGCGCAAGAAGAAUCAGAAGAGUUCAGCGGGGAUUUCCAAGACCCUAUCAACAUUCACAUUGAGAACGAUCGCGACGGUUGUGCAUGCUAAGUGUCGUCAUCCAUAAUAUCCCCGGCACCUCAUCUAUCUCGCACAUUGCAACACUCCGUUCUCCGCUCGGUCAACUCGGCCUACCUAGACGUUGAUUAUUUAUAUGCAGCUCAUUCUGCCUUCUCAACUAUCGUUCGCCUGUUUGUAUGGAAGGUUCGCUAUUUUCAGGGGAGCUCUAAGGGACAAGUUACAGAUUCGAAGCAGGGUGAUUUUCUGGGACUAGGUCCCUAAUAAGUGUAUAGAACAGUUGGUGCAUUGCAUUUUUGUUUGCCCUGUUGAUACGGUUUACAGGGCUGUAAGUAAGGUCGAGUCUCGAAUGUCUCGUUAAGGAUUAUUAAGACAUCUCGAUAUCUCCUUUAGAUAGCAUCCAGAAGUGGUUGUUCAUUGUUAUCUCACGUAGUAUGUACCCAAGAGACAUGAUAUUAUAUGAACC
Molecule: messenger RNA, 1349 nt
Organism: Hypoxylon trugodes
Lineage: Eukaryota; Fungi; Ascomycota; Sordariomycetes; Xylariales; Hypoxylaceae
Product: putative ras-related protein Rab7
Exons: 7
Coding region: 299-916 (205 amino acids)
Biological process (GO): regulation of vacuole fusion, non-autophagic
Cellular component (GO): vacuole; late endosome; phagocytic vesicle
Molecular function (GO): GTP binding; GTPase activity
Source: RefSeq, a predicted model, not a curated record